Mobula hypostoma (lesser devil ray) is the source of this 1613-nucleotide messenger RNA. RefSeq lists its product as uncharacterized. The transcript is spliced from 2 exons. The record is from RefSeq and is a predicted model, not a curated record. NCBI's taxonomy places the organism in Eukaryota, Metazoa, Chordata, Chondrichthyes, Myliobatiformes, Myliobatidae. Bases 153 to 863 code for a protein of 236 amino acids.
GGACGUGAAGCAAUGCUCGCGCAGAGAAGACAAAGUUUCGAGGCUGCAAAACUCUUUGCAUUUCUGAUGGCCGUGCGUCUGGUUGACUGAAGGGGCGUAAUAACAGGCGUAAUAGUCCCCAUCCAGUAGUAAAAUAACAACCCAUAUGAUAGAUGGGAUCGAUACUUGCAUCAGUAUGUUCAAUCCAUAACAAAUUUUUCUGCAGGUGUUCCCGCAACAACAGCAUGCAUAGUUACAUUCACACCGUGAACCACACUCGGGACAUUGAUUGCGCUCUUCACACCAGGGACAUCCACAGCACAUUCCACACCUGGGACAUCCACAGCACGUUCUACAGCAGGGACAUCCACAGUACUUUCUACAGCAGGGACAUCCACAGUACUUUCCACAGUUGGGACAUCCACUGCCCAUUCCACACUCGGGACAUCGACUGCACGUUCCACACUUGCAACAUCCACUGCACGUUCCACACUCGGGACAUCGACUGCACGUUCCACACUUGCAACAUCCACUGCACGUUCCACACUUGCAACAUCCACUGCACGUUCCACACUCGGGACAUCGACUGCACGUUCCACACUUGCAACAUCCACUGCACGUUCCACACUCGGGACAUCGACUGCACGUUCCACACUCGGGACAUCGACUGCACGUUCCACACUUGCAACAUCCACUGCACGUUCCACACUCGGGACAUCGACUGCACGUUCCACACUUGCAACAUCCACUGCACGUUCCACACUUGCAACAUCCACUGCACGUUCCACACUUGCAACAUCCACUGCACGUUCCACACUCGGGACAUCGACUGCACGUUCCACACAUACACAAUCGCCGACAACCGGGUACCACCAGCAUACUGAUGAGAAGGAGGACGACUGUGGGCACAAAAAAAGCAAGAUUCGAAUGGGUAGCAUUCCAUUUCGGAUCACAGGGACAUGGGCUGUUUUUAUCCACCAGAUAUUCUAGUCCAUACAGAACGGCUGUUAAUGCUGCAUUCCCGAUGACGCUCAAAGCGGUGGGAACGAGGUUCGACAAGAAUUCUUUUAGGUCUGGAGACUGUUCCAUCGCAGUCGCACAAUUUGCCGGCCCGAACUCUCUUAGUAAAGCAACUUUCACAGCAACGGGCGCGGAGAUGAGCAGGAGUUCUUAUCUGAUACGCAGAGCUCAAUGCAGAAGGGGAGGUUACGGAAGGGUUGUUGGAAACUCUGAAAACUCCUCACUGAUUUAUGGUUCAACAGAUACGUGAAAUGCAACUCACCUUUAUGUUCCAACCUGAGCCGCUCUUCCCGUGAUGAGACAAUCGAUGAGCCUCAGCCGUGGUCAGACCAUGUGCAACACCUCCCAACUCAGCCUACUGUCCACUCAAUUGAUUUAAUAACUUAUACAUUCUACCCCACUAUUGUAAGCUGAUGAUGAGUGUAUGUGAGUCUACGUUGAUUUUUUUUGUAUGUUUACUAUUACAUAUUUAUUGACUUGCCUGCUUAAUUAUUUAUUAUGAUAGUUAUGCAUUUGGCUUCUUUUGCACAUUAGUUCUUUAUCUGACUUGGUGUGUAGAUUUUCUUGAUUCUAUUGUAUUUCUUUAAACUACUGUGAGUACCAGCAAGAAAUUG